Molecule: messenger RNA, 4108 nt
Organism: Pezoporus occidentalis (night parrot)
Lineage: Eukaryota; Metazoa; Chordata; Aves; Psittaciformes; Psittacidae
Gene: ADAMTS1
Product: ADAM metallopeptidase with thrombospondin type 1 motif 1
Exons: 9
Coding region: 2-2743 (913 amino acids)
Biological process (GO): proteolysis; extracellular matrix organization
Cellular component (GO): extracellular matrix
Molecular function (GO): zinc ion binding; metalloendopeptidase activity
Source: RefSeq, a predicted model, not a curated record
AAUGAGGACCGCGGGGCGCCUGCCGGCGCCCGUGCUGGUGCUGGUGCCGGUGCUGGUGCCGGUGCUGUCGGCACUGCUGGGGCUGUGCAGCGCGGAGCGGCAGGCGCUGGUGGUGCCGCGGCGCCUGGGCGCUGUCGGCGGCCGGCAGCGCUUCCGCCUGGAGGCCUUCGGGGAGCCUCUGACGCUGGAGCUGGAGCCGGACAGCAGCUUCCUGGCCCCGGACUUCACCCUGCAGUACCUGGGCGGGCCGCCGCCGCCGCCGGAGGACGAUCUCUCUCGCUGCUUCUAUUCCGGCACCGUCAACCGGGACCCUAGCUCCGCAGCCGCCCUCAGCCUAUGCGCGGGGAUGCGCGGCGCCUUCUCCCUUCAGGGCCGCCAGUACCUCAUCCAGCCGGCCCCCGGCACCGCGCACAGCCGCGGUGCCCACCUCCUCCGCCUGCGCGGGGCCCGCCGCGCUGCCCCCGCUGCCCGCUGCGCCGUGGCUGAGGCCGAGGAGGGGACGGGAACGGGGCCCUCCGGGCACGCAGAAACGGGAAGCAGAAGGAAAAAAAGGUUCGUGUCCAGCCCCCGCUACGUGGAGACCAUGCUGGUAGCCGACCAGUCCAUGGCCGAGUUCCACGGCAGCGGGCUGAAGCACUAUCUCCUGACGCUGCUCUCUGUGGCAGCCAAGUUGUACAAGCAUCCCAGCAUUCGCAACUCCAUCAGCCUCGUGGUGGUGAAAAUCAUGGUCAUUUAUGAGGAGCGGAAGGGACCUGAUAUCUCUUCCAACGCAGCCCUUACUUUGAGAAACUUCUGCAGCUGGCAGAAGCAGCACAACCCACCCAGUGAUCGGCACGCGGAGCACUACGACACAGCAAUCCUUUUCACCAGGCAGGACCUUUGCGGUGCCAAGACAUGUGAUACUCUUGGGAUGGCUGAUGUGGGGACGGUUUGUGAUCUAAACCGCAGUUGCUCUAUCAUAGAAGAUGAUGGUUUACAGGCUGCCUUUACAACAGCCCACGAACUAGGCCACGUGUUUAACAUGCCUCAUGACGAUGCAAAGCAGUGUGCUGGUAUUAAUGGAAUAAGCCGGGACUUCCACAUGAUGGCAUCUAUGCUUUCCAAUCUGGACCGCAGCCAGCCGUGGUCUCCGUGUAGUGCCUACAUGAUUACAACAUUUUUGGAUAACGGUCAUGGUGAGUGUCUGUUGGACAAGCCCCACAAACCAAUCCAGCUUCCUUCUGACUUGCCUGGCACUUUGUACGAUGCAAACAGACAGUGCCAGUUUACAUUUGGAGAUGAGUCCAAGCACUGUCCCGAUGCAGCCAGUACGUGUACGACACUGUGGUGUACUGGCACUUCUGGGGGACUGCUUGUGUGCCAAACCAAACACUUCCCUUGGGCAGACGGCACCAGUUGUGGGGAAGGGAAGUGGUGCAUGAAUGGCAAGUGUGUGAAUAAAACUGAGAAGAAGCAUUAUGAUACACCAGUGCAUGGGAGCUGGGGGUCCUGGGGGGCGUGGGGAGAGUGCUCCCGGACCUGCGGUGGUGGAGUGCAGUACUCCUUCAGGGAGUGUGACAACCCUGUCCCGAGGAAUGGGGGAAAAUACUGUGAAGGAAAGCGGGUGCAAUACAGAUCAUGUAACAUUGAGGACUGUCCAGACAAUGAUGGCAAAACCUUUAGGGAGGAACAAUGCGAAAAGCACAAUGAGUUUUCCAAGUCUCCCUUUGGAAGUGGACCUGCAGUGGAGUGGACACCCAAGUUUGCCGGUGUGUCUCCGAAGGACAGAUGCAAGCUGGUCUGCCGAGCAAAAGGAACAGGAUACUUCUUUGUUUUACAGCCAAAGGUUGUGGAUGGUACUCUGUGUAGCCCCGAUUCCACCUCUGUCUGCGUCCAGGGGCAGUGUGUAAAGGCUGGCUGUGACCGUAUGAUAGGGUCCAAUAAGAAGUUUGAUAAAUGUGGUAUCUGCGGUGGCAAUGGAUCCACUUGCAAGAAAGUGUCUGGCACACUUGUUAGAGCAAAACCUGGCUACCAUGAUGUUGUCACCAUCCCAGCUGGGGCGACGAACAUCGAGGUGAAGCAGCGAAACCACAGGGGUGCAAGGCAUGACGGCAGCUUCCUCGCCAUCAAAGCUGCAGAUGGCACCUAUGUCCUCAACGGUGAUUACACCCUGUCAACACUGGAGCAGGACAUCACCUACAAGGGCAGCGUGCUGAGGUACAGCGGCUCCUCCGCUGCCUUGGAGAGGAUCCGCAGUUUCAGUCCUCUGAAGGAGCCCCUGACGAUCCAGGUCCUCACAGUAGGAGACCUGCCACAGCCCAAGAUCAAGUUCACCUAUUUUGUGAAGAAGCCCUCGCAGCCUGGGUCAGAGAAAGCACCCACUAGAAAGAAAGAGUCCUUCAAUGCCAUCAGGGAGAUCAUCUCCUCCGAGUGGGUAAUCAAGGAUUGGGGCGAGUGCUCCAAGUCGUGUGGCUCAGGCUGGCAGCGGCGGGCAGUGGAAUGCCGGGAUCCCCAGGGGCGGCUGGCCGCCGACUGUGCCCAGGAGCUGAAGCCCAGCGACGUGCGUCCCUGUGCCGAUGUGCCCUGCCCACAGUGGCAGCUGGGGGACUGGUCACCCUGCUCUAAGACGUGCGGGAAAGGUUUCAAGAAGAGGUUGCUGAAAUGUAUUUCUUAUGAUGGCAGCGUGCUGCCACAAGAAAGCUGUGAGCCUUCCAAGAAACCAAAACACCUAAUAGAUUUCUGCAGUGUUACGGACUGCAGUUAAAUUGUUUAAGUUGGGAAAGCUAACAUGUUUUAUUAUUUUAUUUUCCUUCGGAACAGUGCACUGAAAAAAAAAAACAGAGGGCUAGAGGCAGUGCAUGUGUUUUUGCAUACAAAAUUCAUGGUGAGGAUCCAUUGAGGUGGGACAGUGCAAAUUGCUUUAGUUGGCAUUGCAUCCUAAAAAUACCCUGCCAACUGAAAGUUUGAUAGGAUAGCAGACCCAUGUCACUCGCUCAUCUUCAGCAGAUAAGGCCCAAGGGCAUUAUAAUUGCCUUUUUUAAAGUCUGUUACAAAUUAAACAAAAUGUGAGCAGUGCCUGAAACACGUUUAAGCAAACAUUUCGGGGUUUGGUUAUUUCUCCCUUCUUUUGGAUUUACAUUGUGGUACUGAUCAAGUCCCCAUGUGUAGGAAGGGGAGGGAAAGGAGAGUGGAAAAGAUAGCUUAAAAUAAUUGGUCAGGGCUUACCUACCUCACGAAGGGCAAAAAACAGGAUUGGAAAAGGAGCUUUAAAGAAGUCAUUCAUGGCUGCUAUUGUUUCAGAGAAUAGUUUUAUAUAAAAAUAAAGCCAUAUUCUCUACCUGUAAAGAGUAAGAAGUACCAAGAACAGUCAGUCAACUCCACGGCUAAUUAGAAUGUCACUUUUUCUAAAGUAUCUUUAUGUCAUCCCAAUGUGCCUGUCCAUUUCUCUCCACUCCCAACACCAUUGUGGUGACAUAUGUAGUGCAGAGGCUAGAAAAAGUGGAAAUCUUCAUGGAGCACGUAGUGUCUCAGUCUUUUGUGCCUUCUGCAUGCCUUCCACUGGCUUGUCUGAUUGGAACUCGGUCCUACCAUCCUGUCAAACAGCCUGAUGGCAUUUGUGAGCAUCUAGUCAUGCUUUCACGUUCAGAUCUUUUACCUUACCCCAGCCAAUGGAAAUUAUUUGCAUUUGAGUUAAACAAGCAAUCCCGCUAUGAAUGGGAACCUCUCCUAUGUGGCCUCUGAUGGGUUUGUAGUGCUCAAAUCACUGCUAAGGCGGGAAGACAAAGCUGAAGGAUAGCAGGUCCGUCCACAGCAAUAUGCCAACAUUCACAUAAAAAAAUGUUUGUGCCAGUCCAUAGACAAUGAGAGAAUAUGGCUUUCCAUAUGUAUAUAGUAAAAUAUAUUACUAUAGAUUUUAUGUACUUCAUAAGUAUUUUAUAUUUCUUUCCCUUCUGGGAAGGGUUAUAAUUUGUAAUAAAUGCAUAUAAUGAGCAUAUUUAUUUUUAUACUUCUUGUCUAAUGUGAUCUUCUAAGUUAUCGCUUUUUUAAAAGGACAUAUAACAAGGAUAGAGUAUUUAUACAGUAUAAUAUGUUACUAGAGGCAAUAAAUGAACCUUAUAAGUUUUGGAAA